AUGUGGAAGUUACUACACUUAGGCGCUCUUGAGGAAUGCGACCAUGUAGUAGGAGAGUUUAUCUCGACAUUCUUCCUCACCCCGAAACCAAAUGGAACAUUUCGCUUCAUUUUUAAUUUAAAAGAGCUGAAUAAAUUCAUUUAUGCACCCCACUUCAAGCUUGAAGAUUUAAAAUCUGCCAUGAAUCUCGUUUCAGUUAAUGAUUUCAUGGGAUCUAUUGAUCUAAAGGAUGCCUACUUUGUAGUUCCUAUUGACGAGGAAGACAGAAAAUUUCUCAGAUUAGAAUUCAAAGGCCAACUAUUUCAAUUUACAUGUCUUCCUUUUGGAUUAUCCACCAGUCCCUUUGUUUUUACAAAAAUUAUGAAACCCGUUGUUAGUAAACUCCGAUUACAAGGAAUGCGGCUAAUGAUAUAUUUGGAUGAUUUUCUUUUCGUAAGUAAUUCCAAGGAUCAAUGCGAAGAAAAUAUGAGAACAUGCAUAAACUUAUUAGAAAAUCUAGGUUUUAUUGUGAAUUUCGAAAAGAGCUCCUUAGUAGCCACCCAGAAGUGUAAAUACUUAGGUUUUGUGAUCAAUUCUGUCAACUAUUCAUUGGAGUUACCAGACAAAAAGAAAAUACAGAUUAAGGAAAUGAUCAAAAUAUUCAAGAAGGGAGGAAAACACAAAAUUCGUCAAUUUGCCACUCUCUUGGGUGUCCUAACUGCAGCAUGCCCGGCAAUGGAGUAUGGCUCUAUCCACUGUAAAAGGCUGGAGAGACAAAAAUUCUUGGCGUUGAAAUUCAACGGUGGCAAUUAUGAGGGAAAAAUUCUGAUUAAUGAUAUUAUGUUUGAAGAUCUAGAGUGGUGGCAGAAAAAUGUUAAUAUUGGAUUGAAUCCUAUCAGACGUCAGGAAUAUUCCAUGGUGAUAUUUUCAGAUUCCUCGUUGACAGGCUGGGGAUGUUAUUGUAACAAUAUCAAGGCUCAUGGUUUUUGGAGUGAAAAGGAGCAAGGGAAACACAUUAAUUACCUUGAAUUAUUAGCGGCCUUUUUUGCCCUGAGAUGCUUUGCAUCUAAAGUAUCGAAUACCGAAAUCCUAUUACGUCUAGACAAUACUACCGCGGUCUCUUAUAUUAAUAAAUCUAGAGGAAUCCAAUUCCCACACCUAAGUGAAUUAUCAAGAAAAAUUUGGGAGUGGUGCGAAAGGAGAAAGUUAUGGAUAAGAGCUUCAUACAUCCCUUCAAAGGAGAAUAUAGAAGCAGAUUCAGCAUCCCGAAUAACGAAUAUUGAUACAGAGUGGAGUCUCUCUCCCUCAGCAUUUGAACGAAUCGAGGAAAAGUUCGGUCCCUUCUCGGUGGAUCUUUUUGCAACAAGAUUGAACAACAAGUGCAAUAAGUUCUAUUCUCGUUUCCCAGACCCUCAAGCUAGUAUCAUUGAUGCAUUUACUGUCUCAUGGAAAGAAGAACUCUUCUAUGCCUUUCCUCCUUUCGCGCUGAUCCUCCGUAGCUUAAGGAAAAUUAUCAAUGACGAAGCUACUGGUAUUCUAGAACGAGAUCCAUCCCCUGUCAUCCCACCUUUCAUUGGUGGCAGGGAAAUUAUCCGGUCAGCCUACUCAAGGAAGGGAAUCGACGAGAGUUCAGUAGAAAAAAUGAUCAAUUCUAUUGCUGCAUCAACACUCCGACAAUAUGAAUGUCAGCUAAAAAGAUGGUGGAGUUAUGCUCAUGCUAAACAAUUAGAUGUCUUCAACGCAAAGACUUCAGAGAUUAUUGAAUUCCUCAACUCCAGAUCGGAAGAAGGGAGUAAAUAUAAUACUUUGAAUAGUUCUCGCGCAGCAAUUGCCUUGAUUACUUCAUAUGAUGUGAACAAUGAUGGUUUGAUAUCACGUUUCAUGAGAGGGGUUUUCAGAGAAAAUCCUACCAAAGCACGAUACUCCACGACAUGGAACAUUACUCCAGUUCUAGAUUAUUUAGAAAAGCUGCCCCCUCUACAAGAAUUAACCUUGAGUGUCGCAGCUGAAAAAUUAUGUACUCUCCUGGCUCUCACAACGGCUCAAAGGUUACAAACCUUAUCACUCAUCAGGAUUGAUAACAUAGUCAGAUUUGACUCUUACAUAAGUAUAAAAAUUACGGAAUUGGUUAAGACGUCGAAACCAGGUUCAUCAGAACCAGAUCUAAUUCUACCUUUUUUCCCUGAGAGACCUGGAUUAUGUGUAGCCUCAUUAGUACUAGACUAUAUUAAGAUGACCCAAAAAUUCAGAAAUGAACAAACCAAAAACCUAUUGAUUGCUACCAUGAAACCCUACGGGGCUAUUAGUGCCCAAACGAUUGGUCACUGGAUCAAGAGGCUUUUGGGAAAGGCAGGUAUCGACAUAUCUCAGUUCGGUGCUUACAGUACUCGGCAUUCUGCGGUUUCAGCAGCUCACAAGCGAGGAAUAGAUAUUGCAACUAUUAGACGAACUGCUGGAUGGGCCCCUGAAUCUCAGACCUUUUUCAAGUUCUAUAAUAGACCCAUCCAGCCUCUCAAUGAUGAAUUUGCACACAGGGAUUUUCCCGAUUGGCCAUCCCACUGUCCAUGUGGGGCGUGA
Molecule: messenger RNA, 2556 nt
Organism: Diachasmimorpha longicaudata
Lineage: Eukaryota; Metazoa; Arthropoda; Insecta; Hymenoptera; Braconidae
Exons: 4
Coding region: 1-2556 (851 amino acids)
Biological process (GO): DNA integration; DNA recombination
Molecular function (GO): DNA binding
Source: RefSeq, a predicted model, not a curated record